AUGUUGCAAAAUAAGAUGUUAUCGAAAGCAGGGAUUUGUGACCAUACCGUGGAUCCCUCGAGUCCCUCUUUUGACUUCGAAAGAUGGUCCAACACAAUAGCUCGCCUGAGAAAUGAACUCGGAAUCCCUCCCCCACCGCGGUCUGGAUUUUGUUUCAAGAAAUUAACCAUCAGAGGAAACGGUGUAUCAGUCGGUGAGCAGCAAACCAUUUUGACCUGGUUAGCUUGGCCAUACGAAGUUUGGAAGAGGUUCCGAACGACACCUUCCAGGACUAUUCUCUACGGUCUUGAUGGAGUCGUCCAAAAGGGAGAGCUUCUCCUUAUGCUUGGGCGUGCUGGGAGUGGGUGUACAACCUUUCUGAGGGCGAUCAGUGGUGAGAUGUCCAACCUCAAGGUGGAACCUACCUCAACCCUUCAUUACUCUGGCAUUCCACACGAAGUUAUGGCGGAGAAAUUCAAGGGAGAGUUGCUAUAUAAUCAGGAAGUGGAUGAGCAUCUUCCCUACCUAACCGUAGGACAGACCCUCGAGUUCGCUGCGGCCAUGCGCGCUCCACGAACUCGGAUACUAGGAAUCAGCCGAGAAGAUCGAAUGAAAUACGCUGUAGACGUUUUGCUUAGGGUUUUCGGUCUGUCGCACACGCGUCAUACUCUCGUCGGUGAUGACUUUGUGCAAGGCAUAUCUGGCGGCGAGAAGAAGAGACUAUCGAUUGCAGAGACAGUUUUUGCCGAGGCCACAAUUUAUGCAUGGGAUAACUCCACGCGAGGGUUGGACGCAGAAUCGGCUCUUGGUUUUGUCAACCGACUUCGUACUCUUUCUAAUUUAACUCAAGCCGCAAACGCGGCGGCCAUCUACCAAUGCUCACAGGCCAUGAUAAACAUGUUCGAUAAGAUUUUGAUACUUUACGAAGGGCGACAAAUAUUCUUCGGUCAGGCUUCUUUAGCGACAAGUUAUUUCGAAAGGAUGGGCUGGUAUUACCCUCCCAGGCAGCCGGCUGGAGACUUCCUCACAGCUAUCACGAAUCCUUUGCAGAGAACACCCAGAGAAGGAUUCCAAGGCCGGGUUCCAAGGACCGCCAUGGAGUUUGAAGACUAUUGGCAUAAUUCUUCAGAGUAUGCGGCGGUCCAGAAAGACAUUGAUGACUACGAAAAGCGCUCCAUUCCCCAAGCCGAGGCCACUCGACGAGAGUUUUCUCUAGCCCGCAAACAAAUCAAGUCGAAAUGGAUGCUAAACAGAGCCCCCCAGACGGUUUCAUUUCCGUUACAAACCCGCCUUUGCAUCAAGAGGAGAUACCAGCAGUUGUGGAACAGUAAAGCAUCGACUUAUACGGCACUCCUUGGGCAAGUGGUCAUUUCCCUUGUGGUGGGAUCCAUAUUCUACGGCACUCCACAAAGCACGAAUGCCUUCUUUUCUUACGGCUCUGUUCUUUUCUUUUCCGUACUCCUCAAUGUUCUCAUGGCCGUGACAGACAUCCACAGCCUAUACAGCGGUCGCUCGGUUGUUCGAAAGCAGACCUCCUAUGCGUUCUAUCGACCUUCAGCAAAUGCACUUGCUGGUAUCCUGGCUGACAUUCCAAUCAAAUUUGUCACUGCCGUACUCUUCAACGCUAUUCUUUACUUUUUAUCUGGUGCGGAACGAACUGCCGCCCAAUUCUUCAUAUUCUUCCUCUUUGUGUUUACAGCCACUUUGACAAUGUCAAUGGUGUUCAGAACAAUUGCCGCGGCCACUGAGACGCUCCCCGCCGCGCUUGCGAUAUCUGGCUUCCUCGUUCUGACACUGGUUACAUAUACCGGAUUCAUUCUACCCCGCCCAUACAUGCGUCCAUGGUUCAAGUGGAUAUCCUACAUCAACCCACUCGCAUACGUGUUCGAGGCACUUCUUGUGAACCAGGUCCACGGAGCAAAAUACCCCUGUGCGGGCCUGGUGCCCCCAUAUCCGCAUUCAACAGGUGACACGUUCAUAUGUCCAGUCCCGGGUUCUGUUGCAGGACAUUCCUUUGUUGUGGGCGAAUCCUGGUGCGAAGCCAGCUAUGGUUACUCUUACUCCCAUCUCUGGCGCAACUACGGUAUCAUCAUUGGAUUCCUCUUCCUCUUCCUCCUCACAUACCUCGUCGCUACAGAGUAUGGUAAGAGUUCUUCCAGUGGACCAAGUGUCCUUGUCUUCUCUCGCGGACAUGUACCCAAGGAUUCUUUACAUGCCGACUUGCAUCGUGAAACUAUCCACAGUGACCCCGAGGGCCAGGGACAGGCGAGUGACGAACCUGACUUGCAUAACGCUGCUUCUGUCAACACAAACGGAGAAAGUCCUAUAAAUCAGAAUGAGAAAAUAUUCUCGUGGAGUAAAGUAACUCUUGAUGUGUUGAUAAAGGGCCAACCGAGGAGGCUUCUAGACAAUGCGGCCGGUUGGGUUCGACCGCGUUCCCUGACCGCGUUGAUGGGUGUGUCCGGAGCAGGGAAAACAACACUGCUAAACACACUAGCUCAAAGGUCAUCGGACUGUGUCAUGGCAGGAGAAUUUUACAUUGACGGGGAACCUAUCGACGGAUCGUUCAAGAGUCACAUUGGCUACGUCCAGCAGCAAGACGUCCAUCUCGAUACGUCGACAGUUCGCGAGGCUCUGCAGCUAUCGGCAUUGCUACGGCAACCCUUUGACAUUCCAAAGCAAGAAAAAAUGGCCUUCGUUGAAGAUGUGAUUGAAGUUCUUGGCCUGUCCGAGGUCGGUGAUGCCGUUGUGGGGAUACCAGGUCAAGGUCUCAAUGUCGAACAACGCAAGCGUCUUAGCAUUGGAGUCGAACUUGCGGCGAGACCAUCACUGCUCCUCUUUCUAGACGAGCCAACUUCUGGUUUAGAUAGCCAAUCGUCCGAAGCUAUCUUGUCUCUUCUCCGGAAAUUGGCAGCUGGAGGACUUGGGAUCAUUUGCACCGUCCACCAACCUAGCGCGAUGCUGUUCCAACAAUUUGACCGGCUCUUACUGAUGGCUCAAGGCGGCAGAGUUGCAUAUUUUGGAGACGUUGGAGAAAACUCAGACGCUGUAUUACAAUACUUCGCUGCUCACGACCCUGAGCAUAGGACAUGCGAAGAUUCCGAGAACCCUGCUGAAUAUCUCCUCAAGUUGAUUGGGAACAAUGAGAGUUCGCAGCCUGACUGGUCGAGGACUUGGGCUGAAUCCGCAAAUGCCGAUGAGGUUCAGAGGGAGAUAGAGCAAGCAAGAGACUCUUCUUCGGAGCGGCAAGGGAAACAAAAAAAGAGGCCCAGUAUCAAGAAAGCGGCUGACAGUAAGGCCUUGGACACUUACCCGGUCCCUCUAUUGUCACAAAUAUCUCCCAUUUGCUUGAGGGUUUUCCAAAAGUAUUGGCGAUCGCCGUCGUAUAUUGUCAGUAAAUUUAUGCUGGGAUGUGGCUGCUCGUUGUUGAUUGGGUUUUCCUUCUUCCAAGGCCCCCCUUCUAUCUUGGGUGUCCAGAACAAAAUAUUCUCAAUACUCAUGAUUUGUGCAACAUUCAGCAGUCUGAUUCAGCAGAUUAUGCCGAGGUUCAUCGCUCAACGAACAAUUUAUGAGGUCCGGGAACGACACUCCAACAUGUACCACUGGCCCGUUUUGAUCCUUGCCAAUCUACUCGUUGAACUCCCGUAUCACAUAUUAUUAGGAGGGUUCACAUUCGCAAUCUUUAAUUACACGGUCUUCGGGAUCCGUUCAGCUGAGGAGCAAGGGCUGGUCUGCAUCUUCUUAAUUCACUUCUACAUCCUUGCCGGGACCUUUGCAUUGAUGGUGGUGGCGCCGUUGCCAGACGCAACAACGGCCGGCCGUCUUGCAACCAUCAUGUUCUCCAUGAUGGUACUAUUUGCAGGCGUAUUCCAAAUCCCAACAGCCCUGCCGAGAUUUUGGAUUUUCAUGUAUCGCGUGUCCCCGAUGACAUACUUUGUGGGAGGUACAGCCGUCGCAGGUCUAUCAGGAACUCCCAUCACCUGCUCACCUUCCGAAAUCGCUGUCUUCCAACCCCCAAGGGGCAGUAAUUGUGGAUCAUACAUGCAGCCAUUUCUCGACAAUGGCGCGCCUGGCGUACUGCUGAACCCAGGGGCUGCUGCUAACUGUUCCUAUUGCCCUUUGCGGUCAGCCGAUCAGGUCUUAGCGAGGUCAGGGAUGUACUAUCACCAGAGAUGGAUGUACUGGGGAGUUGGAUUUGCUUUUGUUGCCUUCAAUAUCGCUGGCGCGUUUGGAUUCUUCUAUCUCUUUAGAGUGCGAGGCGUGGGAGUGAUAGGUAACUGGAUUACGCGUCACGUUCCAUUACCAGGCAGACGACCACGGCUACCUUGA
Molecule: messenger RNA, 4308 nt
Organism: Clonostachys solani
Lineage: Eukaryota; Fungi; Ascomycota; Sordariomycetes; Hypocreales; Bionectriaceae
Source: the annotation of a GenBank genome assembly